Bacidia gigantensis is the source of this 612-nucleotide messenger RNA. RefSeq lists its product as uncharacterized. The transcript has 2 exons. The coding region runs from base 1 to 612 and encodes 203 amino acids. Gene Ontology annotation, biological process: protein import into nucleus; RNA export from nucleus. NCBI's taxonomy places the organism in Eukaryota, Fungi, Ascomycota, Lecanoromycetes, Lecanorales, Ramalinaceae. Gene Ontology annotation, cellular component: nuclear pore. Gene Ontology annotation, molecular function: structural constituent of nuclear pore; protein binding. The record is from RefSeq and is a predicted model, not a curated record.
AUGGCCCUGAGCUCGAGGAAAUAUCGACAGAACACCGAGGCUGUCAGACAAGCCUACAGCAGUCCAGAUGGAGGUAAUACGAAACCCUUCACUCCUCAACUCACGCUUAACCUGGGCAUGAGGGUAUCGCAAGUGGCAUUUUCUGCAGAUGAGGAAUUCAUGGUUUUAUCGGCAGAGAGUGGAGGCGGAUUAGCUGUCUACCAAGUGCAAUCGCUAAUGCAGGGAAGUACACAACCUGCUUUUGGGUUAUCAACAAACGGAGUGUCUGUACGAGCCUUACUAGCCAAUCCGACGGCGGAAAAGGCAGAAUUCUUUGCCGUCGUUGAUACCAAUGGACAACUUAUGAUGGCAAAUCUAAAGUCAAGACAAUUUCAUAGUAGAGCGCAAGGGCAGGUCUUGAAAGAUGCCGUGAGUUGUGUAUCUUGGAGUAACAAAGGGAAGCAGCUAGUAGCGGGCCUGGCCAAUGGUGCAUGUAUUCAGUUGACACCAGAAGGCGAUGCUAAAGCAGAAUUCCCUGCUCCUCCAAGUCUACCAAGCGAGCAAUACGGUAAGCUAAGCGGACAGUACAAUUAUAACAUCCUCGUGCUCACCUGUAACAGUAUCAAUGAUUAG